AUGUCGACUAGUCCCCGUCAUCCGGCAUUCUAUGCAUCACGCAGACAACUGUGGUCCACACUGCCUGGGGCUAAACCAAAAUGGAUUUAUCGUUGUCUUCGUCAUACCGGUCUGGGCACCAAUUGUGAUUCACUUUUGGAUGUGUGGUAUACCGUAUUUCUCACCACGAGUACCAUUUGGUUAAUUUUGAUCGGUAUGUGGCGGUAUCGAGACUUUAAGGCUCAAGCAUAUGAUCCACGUUUCGGUGGUGCUUGGAACGAGGCCGCGACAUUACAUGUGCAACUUGGCGCGCUGAUUCUCGCGUUUGCCAUAUUUCCCAUUAUGAUCUACGCCUCGGUGGCACAUACUGGUCACUUGGCCAACGAUACAGUCACACUGGGACGUGAUUUGUUACAUUUGCAACGCGCUCUAUCCACCUGUACAGUUGCGCAACGAUUUUGGAAACCGACGAAUUCGGUCAAUCAUCAUCAUACUCUGAACGAUUCGCAGAAUGCCAAUCGAUCACGGAACGCGUCACUCGGUGACGAUGAGUUAGACACGUUGCUACUGAAACGACGAGGUGGGGAUUGUUAUGCCCGAACAUUGCAUGCUGUUCGUCCGUUCUCGACCGUCUUGUUUGUGCUGGUUGUGUACAUACUCCUAUUUCCAGUCUGCGUGCUCGAGGCGGAACAGCUCAGAAACGAGGCUAUCGAUCCGGGUAAGUCUUUUUGCACACUUUUGACCCAGUAG
Echinostoma caproni is the source of this 729-nucleotide messenger RNA. Lineage: Eukaryota; Metazoa; Platyhelminthes; Trematoda; Plagiorchiida; Echinostomatidae. The record is from the annotation of a GenBank genome assembly.